This is a messenger RNA of Galleria mellonella (greater wax moth), 1424 nucleotides long. RefSeq lists its product as uncharacterized. NCBI's taxonomy places the organism in Eukaryota, Metazoa, Arthropoda, Insecta, Lepidoptera, Pyralidae. The record is from RefSeq and is a predicted model, not a curated record. Bases 34 to 747 code for a protein of 237 amino acids. The transcript is spliced from 3 exons.
UUAUCACCACCGAAGGAGAGUCGAAGGACCAAAAUGAAGACCUUCUUCAUUAUACUAGUGAGUGUCGCGGUGGUGUGGGGUAAGCCGACGGGGGAGGAUGACGUCGUGGGUUCAGUCAUCGGUGUCGUACGGAGCUGUGGUGAAGAAGAUGUCUCGUUGUGUUUGAAGGAAAGAGCUUUGAAAUACGUGGACAAUAUCAACACGGCGCGGGAAUUGAAUAUUGCUGAUGGAAUCAGCUUACUUGGAACUGGAUCUCCAAGGUCUGCCAGGUCUUUCGAGCCACUGUCCGACGAGCCCAAAGCUAGAGAGAACCAAGUGGAGUCCAGGCUGGUGGAUGGCGUUGCUGACUUCUUGGAGAACCAUGUCAUCCAACUUCGUGUACCAAAGAGCACUGUUGAUGAUGUCAAGCGGUCCCUUGAGGAAGGCCGUGGCAAGAAAAAGAAGUUGAAGCAGUUGCUCCCAAUCCUCGCUCUCCUCCAACUGAAGAUUCAGUCCCUCAUUCCCUUGUUCUUGGGUAUCAUCGCCUUCGCUGCUGUCAAGGGUCUGAUGCUCGCAAAGGCCGCGCUACUGGCUUCUGCUCUUGUUCUUCUGAAGAAGCUGUUGUCCAAACACGAGCAUCAUGAGAGCUAUGAAGUUGUAGCUCACCCUCAUCACGAGGAACACUUCAGCCACGGAGGUCACGGAGGAGGCUGGGGAAGGUCAUCGCAAGACGCCCAAAAUUUAGCCUACAGCGCUUACUCCAAUUGAAGAUAAUACAAAGAAGACUGUUCUCAUCCCUAUGCAGGAUUAUAGUAUAGUUGUCUUUGGUUAAUCUAGUACGGACCUCAAAGUAUUGAGAUAUUAAUUUAUUAUUUAAUAAUUUAUUUAAAUUAUUUAUACGUUGUUAAUUUAAAUAUUUAACUUGAAAAACGUAUGAGUGAAUCUUGUCUCGGCUAUGAUCUUACAAUGCAUCGCCACCUCUUUUUUAUUUAUCUAGUGAUAUGUAUUCUUUGUUUUUAUAUGAUUUACUAUUCAAAUGUACCUGUUUAUUAUUAAGUUUAUUUGUUUCAUCUAAUAGUACAAAUAGUAAGUUUAUUAAGUUUAAAAAGCUUUAAUAUUAUUUAUAUAACUAUUCUUUAAUGACUUUUUGUGUUCAAUUUAUACUAGUCGUAUUUUUAUUUUCUCUUACUCAAUUUAUUAUAAAGUUAUAUAUUAUAUUCAGCUUUUGUAAAUAUGCUUCAUAUAAAAAUAUAUAAGUAUUGCAUUGUUUUUUGCAUCUUCGUUUGUUAUAUUGUAUAAUAGUUAUUUACUUUUAUACUGUCUUAUGUUACUGUUUCUUUACUUUUUACGUCUUAAGGUGAUGCCUUGUUCAUCAUAUUUCAUCUAAGUGUUACAAUUAUUAAAAAUCACCCUUAAAUGAAAUCGAAAUAUAAUAGUCAUUCAUA